AUGUCGGUUGUACUUGGUUUCCCUGACAAGAGCGUAAAAGUCUUUGUAAAAGGUGCCGACACAACCAUGUUUAGUGUAAUUGACAAAUCCUUGAACUUGAACGUAAUACAUGCAACUGAAGCCCAUCUUCACUCUUAUUCAUCUGUGGGUUUGAGAACCCUUGUUGUGGGAAUGCGGGAACUAAAUUCUUCAGAAUUAGAGCAAUGGCAGUCUUCUUAUGAGACGGCAAGCACUGCUUUGAUUGGAAGGGCAGCUUUACUACGUAAGGUUGCUAGCAAUGUAGAAAACUCCCUGAUUAUAUUGGGUGCCUCUGGAAUCGAAGAUAAACUGCAAAAAGGCGUGCCAGAAGCUGUAGAGUCUCUAAGAGUGGCAGGUAUUAAGGUCUGGGUUUUGACUGGGGACAAGCAAGAAACUGCCAUUUCCAUUGGCUACUCCUCUAGACUUUUGACAAGCAAGAUGACCCAGAUUGUUAUUAACAGCAACUCCAAGGAAUCAUGUAAAAAGAGUUUAGAAGAUGCAUUGAUUAUGUCUAAGAAGUUCAUGACGGUGUCUGGUGCUGUGCACAAUAACACUGAAGGAAAUUCUGGAGCUGGUGCAAGUUCACUCGCAUUGGUCAUUGAUGGAACAAGUCUUUUUUAUAUCCUUGAGACUGAACUUGAUGACCAGCUCUUCCAAUUAGCCAGUAAAUGUUCUGUUGUGCUAUGUUGCCGUGUGGCUCCAUUGCAAAAGGCUGGAAUUGUUAACCUUGUAAAGAACAAGACAGAUGAUAUGACUCUUGCCAUUGGGGAUGGUGCUAAUGAUGUUUCAAUGAUCCAAAUGGCUGAUGUGGGAGUUGGUAUCAGCGGGCAAGAGGGUCGGCAAGCUGUCAUGGCAUCAGAUUUUUCAAUGGGGCAGUUCAGAUUCUUGGUUCCCCUUUUAUUGGUUCAUGGACAUUGGAAUUACCAGCGGAUGGGCUACAUGAUAUUAUACAAUUUUUACAGGAAUGCGGUGUUUGUUCUUGUCUUAUUUUGGUAUACGCUUUUCACUGGUUUCACUUUGACAACUGCAAUUACUGAGUGGAGCAGCGUCUUGUAUUCAGUAAUUUAUACUUCAUUUCCUACAAUCUUUGUUGGAAUCCUAGACAAGGAUCUAAGUAGAAUGACUCUUCUAAGGUAUCCUCAGCUUUAUGGGUCUGGACAGAGAGGGGAAAGCUAUAAUGCAAAACUAUUUUGGAUAACAAUGGCGGACACUUUGUGGCAAAGUGUAGCUGCCUUCUUUCUUCCCCUCUUUGUGUACUGGCACAGCACCAUUGAUGCUUCGAGCUUAGGAGAUCUUUGGACACUUGCAGUGGUGAUUCUGGUUAAUAUACACUUGGCCAUGGAUGUGAUUAGGUGGACUUGGAUCACUCAUGCAGCCGUUUGGGGAUCUAUAGUUGCAACCUUUAUUUGUGUCCUCGUUAUUGAUGCUAUACCCGUAUUACCUGGUUACUGGGCCAUCGUUCAUCUUGCUCAAACAGGAUUGUUUUGGUUGUGCUUGCUUGGCAUCCCAAUUGGAGCAUUGAUUCCUCGUUUUGUUGUAAAAAUUUUUGUUCAAUACUGUGGAGCUGAUGACAUUCAGAUUGCAAGAGAAGCUGAGAAGUUCGGGGGGUUUAGGGAGUUUGGAGGUGGAGAAAUUGAAAUGAACCCAAUUUUCGAUCCCCCCAGGAGAUGACUAGGUGAUUUUGUUGUGUGCAUCAAAUCUUCUUCUUCUUUUUUGUAAAAACUGUAGUUGUCAUAUUCUUUUAGGCUUUUUUUUUUUUUAAUUAUUUUUUUUUAUCUUUUUUUUUCUCUGUCAAGUACAUCAUAUUAUUUAGGCUGCAUCAUAAUAUAUCUCCCUUUCACUCUAGCCACAUUUCGAUUGUUUGCUAUCCCAAGGAUAGAAAUUGUAAUACUUGAGUUUGUAUCCUUCCUAUUGUAAUUUUUCACAAAAUGACGCAAUGUAAAUUAGAGCGCUGUUUACGACCCAAAAUCAUUACCAUUGUUAUACAUUUAUUUGUUACGAUGAAAA
This is a messenger RNA of Camellia sinensis, 2025 nucleotides long. The record is from RefSeq and is a predicted model, not a curated record. Lineage: Eukaryota; Viridiplantae; Streptophyta; Magnoliopsida; Ericales; Theaceae.